This is a messenger RNA of Pteropus alecto (black flying fox), 947 nucleotides long. RefSeq names its product translocator protein (gene TSPO). Gene Ontology annotation, cellular component: membrane; endoplasmic reticulum. Gene Ontology annotation, molecular function: cholesterol binding. The record is from RefSeq and is a predicted model, not a curated record. The transcript is spliced from 4 exons. The coding region runs from base 190 to 699 and encodes 169 amino acids. Lineage: Eukaryota; Metazoa; Chordata; Mammalia; Chiroptera; Pteropodidae.
CCUCGCAGCAGGCGGCCGCUUCUCUUGGGCAACAGCACUGGCCCUGGAAGGCCCUGAGGAGCAAGGGCGGGAGGGUGGCCCGCCUGUUGGUGGGGCAGGGAGCAGGCCACUUCUUCCCGUUUCCAGGUGGCUGCUCAGCACCCCCGGAGGGAGCUCACAGAGCUUCCCGGAACAGCAGCCACAGCAGCGAUGGCGCCACCCUGGCUGCCCGCGGUGGGCUUCACGCUGGCGCCCAGCCUGGGGGCCUUCCUGGGCUCCUACUACGUCCGUGGAGAGGGCCUCCGCUGGUAUGCCAGCCUGCAGAAGCCCUCGUGGCACCCGCCCCGCUGGACGCUGGGCCCCAUCUGGGGCACGCUCUACUCUGCCAUGGGGUAUGGUUCUUACAUCGUCUGGAAAGAGCUGGGGGGCUUCUCGGAGGAGGCAGUGGUCCCCCUGGGCCUCUACGCCGGGCAGCUGGCUCUCAACUGGGCAUUCCCUCCCAUCUUCUUUGGCACGCGACAGAUGGGUUUGGCCCUAGUGGACCUCCUGCUGACAGGUGGGGUGGCAGCAGCCACGGCCGUAGCCUGGCACCGAGUGAGUCCUCCGGCCGCCCGCUUGCUCUACCCGUACCUGGCUUGGCUGGCCUUUGCGGCCACGCUCAACUAUUGCGUCUGGCGGGAUAACCGUGGUUGGCGUGGUGGCCGAAAGUUUGAGGAAUGAGGUGCCUCAUCCUCCGAGGACUGUGGCUGCUGCUAGGCAGGCGUUGCUGGUGGUGGUGGCCCUCACACGUUCUUGGGUGCCAGGCCUGUGAGUCUCUCUGGGCUGCAGCCCAGGGGGUUGCCAGCAGCUUUGGAGGUCUUUGGGCUGAGCUCCCACCCCAGAAACCGCGUCCUACACUUUCUGCACUGUUCAGGGCGCAGUCUCGGGACAUGGAAUUUUAUAAACCGAAUAAAGUUUUUAAACUGGCA